AUUUAAUUUUAGCGGGAACCAAUAAAACGUCUGAUAAGUUGUCUUGUAGGGGGGACAUAUAACUAUUAAAGAAUUCUUUUAUGUGUCUAGUGAGAGGAGCUAAACUUAUGGAAAAAAAAAAAUUGAAAAUUAUAAAUUAACCGCGCUCGUUGUUACUUUAAAGUGAAUACAGUCUAUUGGUUAAUGAUAAUUAUUAUCUGUGUUUUGUGGAUUUCCGACUAACCAAAUAAAACCAGUUUUUGAUUCGAGCAUCACAUAUUAUUCAUAGAAGAGAUUUUAGUUUACUGAUGUGUGGUUUACAUUAAUUGAUCUUUGUUUUUCAAUAAAUACAAAUACAGAAUUGUGCAGUAGGUACUUACAUUCAGUUAACGGAUUUCUACAUCUUUAUCUUAAUAGAUUGAUAAACAUUUAUUCAAGUAAGAAUAGUUAUGUAUCAUUUAUUUUUUCAUUAAAUAUUCAAUAAACAAUGAUUUACCCACAGUUUAUACAUAUUAUAAUAUAUAUGAUAUAUAUAUAGUGAACUUAUUGGUAAAAAGUGGGUAAUACAGUGUUCUAGUAUGUCAUACAGUUUUUUAUAUUUGUAUUACCAUAAAUACCUGCACAGCACAGGGAUUAAACUAUAAAUCUACUAUAACACUGUUCAAAUUAUGAAAACAGGAUAGUAGGUACUGUAGUAUUGUUUCUGUAUCAAAAAAUACUGUAGAUUAAAAAUAAUGUCUUUUUACAUAGUUUCACUUACCCACCCAGUACAGAAUGUAGUUUUAUGUGUAUAUAUUAUUCUGAUGUAUAAACAAUAAUACUGUAGUUUCAUAAAAAUCCGUUCACUAGUUUUUGCUUAAAAGAAUAACAAACUUUCAUUCAUUCAUANUAAUUUAUAAAAUCAAAGAACAUAUCUAUUUAUUGAUGUUUUUUAUUUAUUGUUUAGCAAUGUUUAAUACACCACGUUUGAAAAAAGAACUAAGCCAAUUAAUUGAUAAACCUCCAAUUGGAAUAAAAGUUAAUAAAAAAGAAAACUCUUUGAAUAUUUUAGAAGCCGGUAAGAAUUAUUUAUAUUUAUAAAUAGUAUUAUAAAAUAUUUAUUUUUUCUGUACGCACACAUUCUAAAAAGUAUUGAACAAAUUUUAGUCUGAUGUUCAUCAAAAAAUACUGGUUAUGUAUCAGAGAAUGUUUAAAUUUUAAAUUUACUUAUUUUAUGUUUACAUUAGGCUGAACUGCCCACUUAUUUUUUAUUUAAGAAAAAAAAAAAUUGUACUAACAAUUUAACUCUAUUUAAGUAUUCACAACAAUGUAUUAAAUUGUUUUAGAAUUAAAUGGGCCGAAAGAUUCUCCAUAUGAAGAUGGAAUUUUCAAAUUAAUUAUAGAAGUGCCAAAAAAGUAAGUCUUAAUAAUUAGGUAGCCACUUAGAUUAUAUUUUAAUGCAAUAUAAUAUUUAAGUCUUACACUUGAUUUUGAAUUGGUUUUUAAUUGUAAUUUUAUUCUAGGUAUCCAUUUGAACCUCCUAGGAUUAACUUUAUAACACCUGUUUACCAUCCAAACAUUGAUAGCGGUGGCAGAAUCUGUUUGGAUAUAUUAAAAAUGCCUCCAGCUGGUGCUUGGAAACCUUUGAUAACAAUAGAAGGCGUUUUAGUUGCUAUAUGUAAUUUAAUGAAUUGUCCAAAUCCUGAUGACCCUCUUGUACCAGAUAUUGUACUACAUUUUUAUUUAUUUAUCUUUUGUUAUUUUACCUAUGUUCUAUUUUUUUUAUUUAAUUAAUAAUAUUUUAUGGGUUUCAGGCAAGAGAAUUGAAAACUGAUAAAGAUAUAUUUGAAGACAAAGCUAAAAAGUUCACCAAAAUGCAUGCUACUAUGCACAGAACAAAUACUUAAUAACAUAAUAUUAAUUUAAGAGAUACUGUAUUAUUUUUAUUUUUAUAAUAUC
This is a messenger RNA of Cinara cedri, 1917 nucleotides long. The record is from the annotation of a GenBank genome assembly. NCBI's taxonomy places the organism in Eukaryota, Metazoa, Arthropoda, Insecta, Hemiptera, Aphididae.